UCCUUGGUUUACUGUCUGUGCCAUACGGUGGCACACCGAACAAAUCACACCUGCCCGCAAACAGCCUCUUCCCGCAAAAUUAUGACGACGUGACUGGUUUAUCUCUUGCUUUUGGGUGCAUAAGGGGGCGGGUCACGCUUGAUCCCAUCAGUACAGUGUUCACCCAGCGAAACCAUUACUUGGUUUCACGCGGAAUGGGGUUAUUUUCAGCGCACAUCUUAGAAGAAAAAAAAACAAGCUGUCGAGUAAGUAUUUCAUCAGUACUAUAGGUGCAGUAACCACGUCUAGCUAUGGAAUAGCCAGCAAGUCCUGUAGGGACAUGUCUGCUCGAAAAGUAUCAAUGUCAUCUCUCGUUCUUUUCUACAGGUGCCGACUGUUGCCUCAUCUGUGCUUGCCAUUAUUUUACUGCCGUGGCUAUCAAAAGCUUCUAAAAUGCCGCCGAACAUUAUAUUCAUUCUGGCUGAUGAUCUGGGUUGGGACGACGUGAGCUUCCAUGGCUCGCCGCAAAUCCCCACUCCAAACUUGGACGUCCUGGCCGCCGACGGGAUCAUCUUGAACAACUAUUACGUGCAGCCCCUAUGCACUCCCUCUAGAGCCGCUCUGAUGUCGGGCUUCUACCCCAUACACACCGGCAUGGAGAGUUCAGUCAUACUCACGGGCGAACCGUGGGGUCUGCCACUGAGCUUCAAGCUGAUGCCUCAGUACUUGAAGGACCUCGGCUACCAAACGCACAUGAUCGGAAAGUGGCACCUUGGCUACUACACGGAACAGUACGUGCCCACUUCUCGCGGAUACGACACCUUUUACGGCUACUACAACGGCGAAGAAGACUACUACAACCACACCCUCCCUGUCCCACAGUUCCUAACCAAUAACUCGCAAGUUGGUCUCGACUUCUGGCUCAACAAUGAGCCCCUGAGGAAUGAGACGGACCGCUACUCGACCACCUUGUUCGGCGAGCAAGCUAUAAGGUUGAUCAAGGAGCGCGACCCAAGUAAGCCGUUCUUCCUCUCCCUGUGUUAUCAAGCACCUCAUGGAGGCGCACCAAUAGAACUCCAGGCACCAAGCGAGAACGUCGACAAAUUCCCCUACAUUGGGGAAAAGAAUCGAACGAUAUACGCAGGGAUGGUGGACGCGUUGGACCAGUCCGUGGGCGACGUUCUCGAGGUGCUGCAGCAGGAGCGCAUGCUGGAGAACUCGGUUAUAGUGUUCAGCAGCGACAAUGGAGGCUUGCCCUGGGGCCUGCACGCCAGCCGUGGCUUCAACUGGCCGCUACGGGGCGCCAAGGGCACCCUGUGGGAAGGCGCCACGCGGGCGGCCGCUUUCCUCUGGUCGCCCCUAGUCACCCGUAAUCGCAGGGUCUCGCACCAGCUCAUGCACAUCGUCGACUGGCUUCCCACGCUCUACCGGGCCGCCGGCGGAGACCCGUCAAAAAUGAAGAGGCUCGACGGCCACGACAUGUGGCUGCAACUGUGCGCCGACCUGCCCUCCCCGCGUGUCGAGCUGCUGUACAACAUCGAUCCCCGUGGGCGACACGGCGGCACUGCGCUACCGCGAUUACAAGCUGGUGCUGGGCGUCUCGGCAGACGGACUCUACGACCAGCGCUUCCUGACGCCCGGCAGCUCUCGGCCCUACGCGGACCUGGACCGCCUCAUGGCCGCGUCGAAGGCGGCGCGAGCGCUGCGGGACUUCUACAACACGGGCGCGUUCCUCUUUCCCAGCCAGUGGCGCGAGAGGGCCACACUCACCUGCGGCCCGCAGGAGAGCUCCAACUUCGUGGGCGGCGACCCACCCUACCUGUUCGACCUGUCCAAGGAUCCUUGCGAGAUGCACAACCUGGCACCCGACAACCGAGCGCUGCUGUCCGUGCUCAUUCGGAAGCUCGCGAGCUACGCAAUCACAUCGGUGGCGCCACGCAACAAGCCCGCAGACCCGAGGUCCUACCCGCAGUACCACAACGGCACCUGGGCGCCUUGGGUGAACGUCGCCUCCACAUAGACUGCGCUGCACAGUUUUGAUGGACACCUGCAACAAGCUUCGCGUACUGGGUUUCACCGCAACUUCGUGUCGAACAGAAGGUGUGCAGGCGAAUCCGCCAGCGACGUGUGAAAUUGUUUACAAACCUAUACGUAGGACAGUACAGAGGAGUGUGUGAUACAGAGAGAGAAAUAAAUGUAUAUUUAUUGACAGCAAGGCGCAGAGGUCGGCCGCAGGAAUCGAGUGUUGAGCUUACUGCUGCGCAGAGAAGACAAACGGACCCCAAGUGUGUCUUGAGUGCAGGAUUCAAAAGAACAUUGGCCAUGUUCUCCGUGACUCCUCCGAAAAGUCAGCACUGCGUCAGGGACUUGGCGCGGUAUUCUGCUCGCUCGGACGUUCACCUGCUUUCACAGCAGAUAUACGUACGAGCCUGCAGUGAGCGCUCGUGUGCCUGGAGAGUAACAAAAGCGCGCUUCUGACCUUUUCGAGCGAGACGAACCUUGAC
Messenger RNA from Dermacentor silvarum, 2483 nucleotides. RefSeq names its product arylsulfatase B-like. The record is from RefSeq and is a predicted model, not a curated record. The transcript is spliced from 10 exons. NCBI's taxonomy places the organism in Eukaryota, Metazoa, Arthropoda, Arachnida, Ixodida, Ixodidae. Bases 433 to 2019 code for a protein of 528 amino acids.